CCCACACAUUAGGCGCCUCGUGAUUCCUCGAUUUCAUUGGGACGCGAUGCAACGUUUCCCGAAGAAACUACACAAUAAGUUUCUCCUGUAAUCUAUCACAGUUUUUGAACUCAAGGAAUGAAAUUAUUACGAAAACAUUUUAUUAUAAACGGUGCAUACAUCACGCUAUCUAGCCUUUAAGGUUUUUCACCUAUUGUAUAAAAUGCCUCAUAGUUUAUACAAAAUUAUGCGUAUCGUUGAUCGCGUCAAAUCUUGCAUGGCGUAAUUAAAAUUCCAUAUGCUGUACGAGCCACGAUAGUAUUCGAAAUGGAAACCAUAAGACACGAUGUUUUAUAAUCAUUAAUGUCUCGGUAAUUAUUAACGUGAAUUACGAAUAGUUCAUUAUCGUGCAAAUGUAUGUAUACUCGAAUGAAACUUUGGCGGUAUGUUCGAGACUAUUCGCGUGGUCUUUUUUCAAUGUAUUUAUAUCUAUAGAUAUUAGCUGUUUUGUAAGAAACAGUUUUUAUCUUAAAUAUUAAUGUAUUGCGCGUGCAACAUACGAGUUAUUACGACGAUAUUCGUUUAGAAACGUGUCACGAGUAAGAAUUGUGUUCGCCAAAAUUUCAUGCAACGAAAACUGCUAGAUCGACUAGAAAGCGUGGUCAACAUACGAAAAUAUAAUUUUCAAUAUUUCGUAGCAAUUACAUUCCGAAUGAUUAUGAAAUUAAGGCAGAAAAUCGGUGUUUGAUAGAAGAAAAAGUAGCGAGGAGUAAUCGAUGCAGGAUUAAUGAAAGUUGUAAGAAAAGUCUGGUGUAACGCGUACGCUUAGCAGGAGGUACCCGAGUGGUUGGUAACAGAGACGCUUAGCGGAUGAAUACGGUCCUGCGCGCUCCCCUCCACCUUCCUCAUCCCGCUAUACGACCAGUCAGUUCCUUGUUUGCCAUACAAAAUCCAAUAGUUUGCCUUGUACCUCGAGAGUGCAAGUAUGCCUUUUGCAUUUGCCUUUUUUUUUAAAAAGUGCGGUAAUCCAUUGAAGUACUCGCGAAAAUGUGCAUUUUACUGAGUUUGUUUACUCACACGACAAGAUUCCGAUGGUUCUGAGAGCGGAGAUCCAAGAAAGCAUAGUGAAUUCCUGUCCGAGAGCAGACCGACCGGCCCGUUAAGGCUUCGUCGAUUUUUUGGUCGUGAAAAAACAACGGAGCCGAAGCUUUUGUGCGGAAAGUCAGUCGGGCAAGUGGAAAAGGGACCGAUAACGAGGGGAAAAUCGGUGCGAAAAAGUGUAUAGGGUACUCGAGGUGGCUCCUUUGUAAAAGGAGUACCGCAGGACGAAUAUUUUCACUGGAGCUCUCGGGAAAAUGUGUUAUGUAUUUACGUGGAAUAUUGCGUAACGUCGAGGGCCGGGAAGUGUUUGGAAACGUGCAACACUGACAAACCUCGCUUCGACGACUUCGCAGGACGGCCUGUGCGCGUCCGUGCAGCUGGCUUUACCGGCUCUAUUUCGUCUCUCUGUCCCAGCGAAAUUCCGCUCGCGAGCCCCGAUAACCGCGAUUGAAAUUUUCACGAAGAAACAAACUUCAACGACGUUUCGUACCUCCUCGUGGAAGAGGACAACUCUCGUCGCGGUCAACUGAGUUCUACCUCGACCACUUGCUUCUGGACAACUUUUCGCGAAAUCCCCUGCUGCAAGAACGUUCAACUUCUUUUCAGAUGGAAAUUGCAUUUCCAAUGUGAUCUGCGAUGAAACGCGUUCGCGGGCUGGACGAGGUAGCAUCACCAGCAGCAGCAACAUUAAAGCACUCGUCGGUGAGUGCAGGAAGUGGCUUAGGUGGCGGAGGAGGUGGUUUGGAGUACCAUUCAAGCAGUGGAAUAGGCGGUGUUGUACCUGGCCAAGCAGUUCGAUCAGUUGCCCCGAAAGAAAUGCCGGGAAGCAUACAAUUCGGAACUGCCCAAGCUCAACAGCAAUACACUGGAGCAAUUGUAGUGCCGACUGCGGCUCCCUCCCCCAUUAAGGGAAGUGGACCUGCAGGACUCAGUUCCACAUGUAGCAGUAGCAAUGUAAAUACUGGUGGAGGGUUGCAUAGUGGGAUAGGUGGUGAGAGUAACCAUAGUAUGGGUUCUCAACAACCUACACCAGGAACACAAAGCCAAGUUCAUACUCAACAACAACCAACAAUAAGGCAUAAGGUCCAUUCAAGCAAUGUAACACCAUUAGCUUCUACCCCACCUGGAACUAGUUUAGGUGGUGGAAGUGGUUCACAGCAGUUUCAGAGAUUAAAGGUGGAAGAUGCGUUGUCUUAUUUAGAUCAAGUAAAGUACAAAUUUAGUGAUCAGCCACAGGUGUAUAAUGACUUCUUGGACAUUAUGAAAGAGUUCAAGUCACAAAGUAUAGACACACCAGGAGUUAUUACGCGAGUGAGUCGUUUAUUCCAAGGACAUCCAGAACUUAUUGUUGGUUUCAAUACGUUUCUUCCACCGGGAUAUAAAAUAGAAGUACAAGCAAAUGAACGAGGAUACGCGUUUCAAGUAUCUGUUAGUAUGCCGAGUCCAACGGCAACGCAUACGGCUACAUUGUCGCAACACCAUUGUACAGUAAAUGUUGGAUCACCUCCCGUUGCAAGUCCUCCUACUCAACCUGCUAAAGCACCUCCAGUUUUGCAAAUAAUGCAAGGAUCUGGGAACAUACAUCAUUCCUUGCCAAACAAUAUUCCCAAUAACAGUUUAACGGUUCAUGCGCCAUCGCCGCCACCGGUUCAAGCGUAUAACAAUUCACACGUUACUGCAGCACAAGCUCAGGCUGUGAGUCAAGCGUUAAGUCAAGCACAGGAUGGCAUACCACCAAGUGGACAGACUCAACAGAGUCAACCGGUCGAAUUCAACCAUGCAAUUAACUAUGUUAAUAAAAUUAAGAACCGAUUCCAAGGUCAACCAGACAAAUACAAAAGAUUUUUAGAAAUUUUGCACACUUAUCAGAAAGAGCAACGAAAUUUGAAAGAGUCUGGGCAUAUGGGUGGUACAAGUGGAUCUGGUGCAUCAGGGGGUGCAAAGCACCUAACAGAAGCAGAGGUUUACAGUCAAGUUGCUAAAUUAUUUGAAAAUCAAGAAGAUUUACUCGCUGAGUUCGGACAAUUUUUGCCGGAUGCUACUAAUCAACAGAGUUCGUUGUUCAUUUCGUUUCAGAGUAACAAGACUGCUACAGUUAACGAUCACACAACUAUCGUUAAGAAACCAUUGGGACCUAAAGCACCUUAUAAUAAUUCGGGAAACAUUUCGAGAGAUCUCCGGGAGUCGAGCGGCACUGGAACGAUUGAACGCGAGAGUCGGGAUCAUAGGGAUCGUGAACGGGAGCGAGAUAGAUCUGGUAUACGAGAUAUUAAUAGUGUGCAGAAAUUUAGUCACAGUACGGGGCAGUUGAAAAGAAGUCCAUCCUUCUCACCUUCGGUAACGGCGGGAAACUCCCAUCAUAUUCAGCAUGGCCCGCCUCCUUUGAAAAAGCAUAAAGUGUCGUCUAUGCGUGAAUGUGUUACCAUAGCAGAGGCGGGAAAAUAUGGCAGUCUGAACGACUAUGCUUUCUUCGAUAAGGUUCGUAAAGCGCUGAGGUCCCAAGAAGUUUACGAAAAUUUCCUCAGAUGUUUGGUCCUUUUCAACCAAGAAAUAGUAUCGAAAUCUGAGUUGGUUCAAUUAGUAACGCCGUUUCUCGGUCGCUUUCCCGAACUUCUACGUUGGUUCAAAGAUUUCCUGGGUCAUUUACCUGAAUCUUCUAAUACCAAUACAACAAAUACGGGGAGUAAUUUAAAUGUUGAGGCGCUACCAAAUAACGUGGUGCGAAGUCACCAAGAACGACCUCAGGGUGAUCUGGCAAUGGAAAUUGAUUAUACGGCAUGUAAACGGUUAGGUGCAUCAUACUGUGCGUUACCAAAGUCAUACGUUCAACCAAAGUGUACAGGAAGAACGCAGUUGUGUAAAGAGGUUCUUAACGAUACAUGGGUAUCGUUUCCAACUUGGUCCGAAGAUAGUACAUUCGUAACAUCGAGGAAAACACAGUACGAGGAAUUCAUUUAUCGCUGUGAAGAUGAACGAUUUGAAUUGGACGGGGUGAUAGAGACUAAUGCGUCCACGAUUAGGGUUCUUGAAGGAGUGCACAAGAAAAUGAGUAGAAUGAGUCAAGAAGAACUUCAGAAAUUUAAGCUUGAUGAUUGUCUCGGUGGUUGUUCUCCUACGAUUCAUCAAAGAGCCUUGAAAAGGAUAUAUGGCGAUAAAGCUGCCGACAUUAUAGACGGUCUUAAGAAAAAUCCUGUCGUGGCGGUACCGGUCGUUCUUCGACGGUUGAAAAGUAAAGAGGAAGAAUGGCGAGAGGCGCAGAAAGGUUUCAACAAAAUAUGGAGGGAGCAAAACGAGAAAUAUUAUUUGAAAUCCUUGGACCAUCAGGGUAUCAAUUUCAAGCAGAACGACGUAAAGGCCCUACGGUCUAAAAGUUUAUUUAACGAGAUCGAAACGUUGUAUGACGAGAGACAUGAACAAGUGAAUGAUGGUAACGGGGAUGGUCAAAAUAAUAGUGACCCACACCUCAUAUUACCUUACAAAGAUAAAUCCGUUUUGGACGAUGCAGCUAAUCUCCUUAUUCACCACGUGAAACGUCAAACGGCUAUCCACAAAGAGGACAAGCAACGAAUAAAGCUUUUAUUAAAGCAUUUUAUACCUGAUCUUUUCUUUCAUCCGCGCCAGGAAUUGAGCGACGACGAAAGAGACGAAGACGAUGAAAAAGAGGAUUUGAACGUAGCAGCGUGUAGUAAUUCUCAGUCGGUAACGAUAAAUACCUCUUCUAUGGGUGGUGGUCUUCAAGCGAAUAGGAAUAAACCACCGGUUUCUCCGAUUCCGUCUUCCACGUCAAUCAAAACUGAACCCGACGUCAAAGUACCGAUCCAUGCCUUGUCAAAUGACCCUGAAGAAGCGUAUACACUUUUCAUGGGCAGCAACAAUUGGUAUUUGUUCCUGAGGUUACAUCACAUUCUUUGCGAGAGAUUAACGAAAAUGUAUGACCGGGCUGUCGCCCUUGCAGAAGAGGAAUCGCGGUACAAACAGCAACGCAAAGAGAGUACAGCGGUUGCUUUAAGAUUAAAACCCAAAAAUGAAAUUGAAAUCGAGGACUAUUAUCCUGCAUUUCUUGAUAUGGUUAAGAACGUCUUAGACGGUAACAUGGAAAGCACCGCAUACGAGGACACCUUACGAGAAAUGUUUGGAAUUCAUGCGUAUAUUGCCUUUACGUUAGAUAAAGUUGUAACAUACGCUGUGAGACAAUUGCAACAUUUGGUUUCGGAUCCUAUAUGCCAGCAGUGCAUGGAAUUGUUCCAACGAGAGCAACGUCAGCCGAAAGAAAGUAGUGGCGCUGGUGGUUUGUGUGCUACAGCUUAUAUGAGACUCGGUGCCGAAAUGUCUUAUCAACGUAAAGCUGAGAAAGCAAUGGCGGAUGAGAAUUGUUUCAAAAUAUAUAUAUACAAGAAGGACUGUAAAAUGACAAUGGAAUUGUUGGAUACGGAGGGCGAUGAGGCGGUGGACAACAGUUGUAGGGAAAGAGAAAGGGAAGGAGUAACAGUAUCUGAAAAAUGGUCUACGUAUGUUGAGAGGUUUUCUGCUCCAGCUGGUCAGACUAGUCCGAAAGACACCCCUACCUUAACAGACAAUGAGCCAACAACCAAUCAUCCUGUGAGUAACGACCAGGCAGCAAGGGGGGGGAGGGGCAGAAAGCGCAAGAACACUGACAUUAGCAAGAAGAUGGAUGGAAAUGGGUGGAGUUCUUUAGGCAGAAUCUUGGCAGGACGUAAGCCUGUAUUUCUUUAUCGUAAUGUUAGACAAUGGAGGAAGAGGACUGCAAGAAUGAUGUCAGCAUCCAUGCCUAAUGCUAAUCAUCCGGAGAAAAGUGCGGAAUCAACAGACAAAGAAAAAUCAAUGGAUUCUGUAGACGCUCUUCUAAAGCGGCCUCCAGGCUUAAGAUUAGCAGACUCUGGAGAUACUUCUGACAUUAUUAAUUCUGACGAAACUCAGUGCAGAUUUAAUCCUAAUAAUUACCAAAUGUUGUAUGUUGCUAGUAAGGAAGCAUUCCUGUAUAAAAAGAAUUCGUUUAGUCGUGCUAGAGAGUGUCAUCCGACCGUAACGAAACAUCUGAACUCCAAGUUCCAUCAGUGGCUAGCGUCUUGGGCAUCUAAAAAUGUUGCGGAAGUUCAAAAUCGAUUAUGUCAGGACUGGUUAAUGGGUCGUUACGAAAACCUGAUCCCUCACAAGACGCGGGUGAUUACGGAUAACGAUCAAACGAGAUCACCUUACCGACAAUACAAUCGUUAUAAAGUGGAACGUUUGCAACCCGAUCUUUUAACGGAAUCAUGUGUAUAAUCUUACGCCUCUUAUAAUUUCUUUACCAUUCUUUGAGAAUAUAUUGAUUACUACUUGAGAGCUCGUUUCGAUAAUCUCACAUUCAUGGAUACUUUCUGUUAAGAAUAGGUAGUUAUGAGAGAGAGAGAGAAAGAAAGAGAGCGAAAGAGAGAGA
This is a messenger RNA of Megachile rotundata (alfalfa leafcutting bee), 6517 nucleotides long. It is a transcript of the gene Sin3A, whose product is annotated as SIN3 transcription regulator family member A. Gene Ontology annotation, molecular function: transcription corepressor activity. Gene Ontology annotation, cellular component: chromatin; Sin3-type complex. NCBI's taxonomy places the organism in Eukaryota, Metazoa, Arthropoda, Insecta, Hymenoptera, Megachilidae. The record is from RefSeq and is a predicted model, not a curated record. Gene Ontology annotation, biological process: negative regulation of transcription by RNA polymerase II.